This is a messenger RNA of Tarenaya hassleriana, 5646 nucleotides long. RefSeq lists its product as uncharacterized. Gene Ontology annotation, biological process: DNA integration. The record is from RefSeq and is a predicted model, not a curated record. NCBI's taxonomy places the organism in Eukaryota, Viridiplantae, Streptophyta, Magnoliopsida, Brassicales, Cleomaceae. Gene Ontology annotation, molecular function: uridylyltransferase activity; nucleic acid binding. The transcript is spliced from 18 exons. The coding region runs from base 1 to 5373 and encodes 1790 amino acids.
AUGGCGAUGACAAAUACCUCCUCUGUUUCGGCUUCGUCUACUCGUUCGAAUCCUAUUGAUUUCAAUGACCAUUACUAUCUAGAUCGGAGUGAUAGUAUGAGUCUUACUCUGGUUUCAACUCGUCUCACUGGACCGGAGAACUACAAUGCCUGGCAUCGUUCCUUUUCUAUGGCAUUGGAAGGCCGAAACAAGCUUGGAUUUGUUGACGGAUCAAUUGCUCAACCUGUUGAAGACCAUCCUGACUUCAAGCUUUGGUCUCGCAACAAUGUUGUGGUAGGUUCUUGGAUUAUGAAUUCUGUAUCUGAAGAUAUUGCUGAAAGUCUUCUAUAUGUUCAUGACGCUCGAGCGAUGUGGUUAAAUCUACAUAAUCGGUUUCAACAAAAUAAUGCACCAAGGCGUUAUAGUGUUAAGGAGAAAUUACGUUCGCUAGAACAAGGAUCAAUGGAUGUUAAUCUGUUCUAUACGAAAAUGCUUUCCAUAUGGGAAGAAAUGAAGUCUAUCAAGGCUUCUCCAAUGUGCAAGUGUGGAAGAUGCACUUGCAGCGUGAACAAGCAAUGGAAUGAAGUUUUUGAAAGUGAUUUUGUUUUGGACUUUCUCUUUGGACUUAAUGAGUCUUAUGAAGCUAUUCGAGGUCAAAUUUUGAUGCUCGAACCUCUUCCAGAUCUUCAGAAGACGUUUAACUUGAUCAUUCAGCAUACACAGCAACGUUUGAUCAAGAAACCUGUUUCAGAUACUCCAGUUUUUCAAGUAUCUGCUCCAGCAGAGCAACAGAAUUUGGUUGCAGCUGCAUCUGCUGGGAAUUUUAAACCGAAACAACGCCCACUGUGUUCUCAUUGUGGUCUGUAUGGACACACAAUACAGAAGUGUUAUAAGCUACAUGGAUAUCCUCCAGGCUAUAAACAAUCUUCUGCACCACCGAAGCAACAAUUCAAUGCUUCAAAACCAUCACAGAGUGUUUCAUGUUCUCAAGGUUCGAGGUUUACUCCACUUCAGCCUCAGUACAAUCAGCAGAAUCCUCUGAAUCAGAAUGUGAUUGCAUCAGUUCAAGCUAAUGUUGAGAACUCGGCUACUCAGUCUCAGAUUGAUGCAUUGUCAUCUUCUGACCUACAGCAGUUGUUUGAGCAAAUUGCUAACAAAUUGCAUGUUUCUAAGCCUACAAUCACAUCUUCGGGUGCUCCAGAGAAUUCUGCAUCAAUAUCUGGUUACAGAUAUUUUUUAAUAAUUGUCGAUGAUGCUUCUCGUUCUACUUGGAUAUACAUGCUGCGUUUUAAGAGUGAUGUGAUGCACAUCUUCCCGGCUUUUGUUACAUUGAUUGAGAAUCAGUUUCAAAAAGUAAUCAAAGCAAUAAGGUCUGAUAAUGCACCCGAGUUGUCUUUUAAGGACUUGUGUUUGCAGAAAGGGAUUGUACAUUACUUCUCUUGUGCAUACACACCUGAGCAAAAUUCAGUUGUUGAGAGGAAGCACCAACACAUUCUAAAUGUGGCGAGAUCAUUGAUGUUUCAAUCGAAUGUGCCAGCUGAAUACUGGAGUGAUUGUGUCAGAUGUGCUAUCUAUUUGAUCAACAGGCUUCCUUCUCCAGUUCUGCAAGAGAAAACUCCGUAUGAGGUACUUUAUGAUAAACCUCCUGCUUAUGAGCAUUUGAGAGCUUUUGGUUGUCUGUGUUACAGUUCAACCAAUUUGAAAGAUCGACACAAAUUCUCUGUCAGAGCUAGAGCUGCUGUUUUUAUUGGAUACCCUCAAGGUUAUAAGGGAUACAAAUUACUUGACCCUGUAACUCAAGAGGUUUAUGUUUCCAGGCAUGUGAUUUUCCAUGAGGACAUUUUUCCAUUCCUUUCACAACCAAACUACUCAGAAUUUUCUAACAAUUCUGUUUCUUCUCAGCCUAUCCCUUUACCAAUAUUUCCACCAAACUCAACUACAGUAUAUCAAACUGUAGCUCCUUCUGUAGAAACUCCUUCUACAGUCGAAUCUCCACAUUUGAUCCAAACUCACCCUACUACAGAACAUCAAACUGUAGCACCUUCUGCAGAAACUCCUUCUGCUGGAAAUCUUCCUGUUUUUCCUGAGCAAAGACCUGAGUCUAGACCUAAACGUAAUGUCAAGGCUCCAGGUUAUUUGUCUCAAUACUAUUGUAAUUCAACCCAUCAUGAUUCUCAAGCCAUAUUUUCCACUCCUUACCCUAUGUCAUCUGUUUUGACAUAUGACCAUAUUUCUCCAGAAUACAAACAAUUUCUUCUGAACCUACAUACUGAUAUUGAACCAAAAUCAUUCAAAGAAGCCAUUUUAUCUCCACAGUGGACACAAGCCAUGGAAACAGAAAUACAGGCUCUGACAGACAACGGAACAUGGAGCAUUGUAUCCUUGCCUCAGUCGAAGAAGCCUGUAGGUUGUAAAUGGGUGUACAAGGUUAAAAGAAAUUCAGAUGGAACUGUUGAAAGGUACAAGGCACGCCUUGUUGCCAAAGGUUUCACACAGCAAGAGGGUAUUGAUUAUGAAGAUACAUUUUCUCCAGUGGCGAAGUUAGUGACAGUUAAAUUGCUGUUGGCAUUGGCAGCAAUCAAAAACUGGUCUUUGACUCAAAUGGAUGUAACUAAUGCAUUUUUACAUGGAGAUCUUGAUGAGGACAUCUAUAUGUCCUUACCACCUGGAUAUACUCCUCCUGUUGGUCAGAAUUUACCCAAGAAUGCAGUGUGCAAGCUUCAGAAAAGUUUAUAUGGGCUGAAACAGGCGUCGCGACAGUGGUAUCGAAAAUUUUCUUCUGUUUUGAUCAACUCUGGUUUUACUCAGUCUCAAGCAGAUCAUACUUUGUUUGUCAAGAAGCAAGGUGAUGUGUUUACAGCCUUAUUGGUUUAUGUUGAUGACAUUGUGAUUGCUGGAAAUGAUGAUAGAGCUGUGCAAAAUCUGAAAGAUACCUUGAAUCAGCAUUUUAACAUCAAGGAUCUAGGACCUUUGCGCUAUUUCUUAGGUCUGGAGAUUGCGAGGAGCUCGAAGGGAAUUGCUCUUUGUCAAAGGAAAUACUGUCUGGAGUUGCUAAAUGAUACCGGUUUAAGUGGCUGUAAAUCUGUCUCGGUACCUAUGGAUCCCAAUGUUCAUUUGCGUCAUGAUUCAGGACAGUUUCUGUCAGAUCCGACUCCUUACAGAGCCUUGAUAGGGAGAUUGCUUUAUCUUACUAUAACAAGGCCAGAUAUUACGUUUCCAGUACAUAAGCUUAGUCAGUUCCUUGCUAAGCCUACUGAAGAGCAUCUCAAAGCAGCACACAGGAUUGUUAGGUACUUGAAAAGCAAUCCUGGACAGGGUCUAUAUUAUGCUGCGGAUUCUGAGCUUCGGUUGAAUGCUUUUGCUGAUGCGGAUUGGGCUACAUGUCCAGAUACUCGGCGUUCUGUCACUGGCUUUUGCAUAUUUCUUGGACAAUCUCUGAUUUCGUUCAAAUCAAAGAAACAAAAUACUAUUUCCAGAAGUAGCACUGAAGCAGAGUAUCGUGCAUUAGCAAACACGACGUGUGAAGUGGUUUGGCUUGUUCAUUUGCUGUCUGAUUUGCAAGUUUCGCAUCAACAGCCAGCAAAUCUCUUUUGUGAUAACAAAUCUGCUUUGUAUAUUGCUUCCAAUCAGAUCGAAUUGGCGAAGAUACUGUUGGAGAACAGGCAGAGUCAUCUGUUUCAGCACUGGCCCCAUCCCGGCGUCGAUGACGAUGAGAAGCGAGCUUUUUUCGAUCAGAUUGCUCGCCUGAAUUCAAGCUACCCUGGAGGUUUAGCGGCUUAUAUCAAAACUGCGAGGGAGCUUCUUGCAGAUUCGAAAGCUGGGAAGAAUCCAUAUGAUGGUUUCACACCUUCUGUUCCUUCAGGAGAAAACUUGACUUUUGGCGAUGGUAACUUUAUGGAACUCGAGGAAACCGGUGUCAAGGAAGCUAGAACUGCUGCUUUUGUUCUUGUUGCUGGUGGGCUCGGUGAGCGUCUUGGAUACAAUGGAAUUAAGGUGGCACUUCCAAGGGAGACAACUACAGGGACAUGCUUCUUGCAGCACUAUAUUGAAUCUAUAUUGGCUCUUCAGGAAGCUAGCAACAAGGUUGCUGGAGUUGGAAGUGAAAAUGAUAUUCCUUUUGUUAUCAUGACAUCCGAUGAUACGCAUGCACGUACAUUGGAUCUGUUAGAGUCAAACUCAUACUUCGGGAUGAAACCCACUCAAGUACAUCUUCUAAAACAGGAAAAAGUUGCAUGUCUAGAUGAUAAUGACGCCAGGCUUGCACUAGACCCUCAUAACAAAUACAAGAUCCAGACAAAACCUCAUGGCCAUGGUGAUGUUCAUUCCCUUCUUUACUCCAGCGGCCUUCUGAAGAAAUGGCUUGACACUGGUUUAAGAUGGGUUUUGUUUUUCCAAGAUACAAAUGGACUCCUCUUCAAUGCAAUUCCAGCUUCUUUGGGUGUGAGUGCUACCAAACAAUACCAUGUUAAUUCUCUUGCUGUUCCUCGCAAAGCAAAGGAAGCUAUUGGAGGAAUCACCAGACUUACCCAUAAAGAUGGUCGAUCUAUGGUGAUCAAUGUGGAGUACAAUCAACUUGACCCUCUGCUUAGAGCAACUGGAUUCCCUGACGGCGACGUUAAUUGUGAGACUGGCUACUCACCUUUCCCAGGAAAUAUCAAUCAAUUAAUUCUGGAACUUGGUUCGUACUUGGAGGAGUUGAAGAAAACUGGAGGUGCCAUUAAGGAGUUUGUCAAUCCAAAAUACAAGGAUGCGAGCAAAACGGAAUUUAAAUCUUCAACCCGUCUGGAAUGCAUGAUGCAAGAUUAUCCAAAGACAUUGCCUCCAACGGCGAGGGUUGGAUUCACGGUAAUGGAUAUAUGGCUUGCUUAUGCACCUGUCAAGAACAAUCCUGAGGAUGCUGCUAAGGUACCAAAAGGAAACCCAUAUCACAGUGCAACUUCUGGAGAAAUGGCAAUCUAUCGUGCAAAUAGCCUUAUUCUUCGAAAGGCUGGAGCCAAAGUGGACGAUCCGGAGAAACAGGUUUUCAAUGGGCAAGAGGUUGAAGUUUGGCCUCGCAUCGUAUGGAAACCCAAAUGGGGAAUGGUUUUCUCUGAUGUCAAAAGCAAAGUCACUGGAAACUGCUCGGUGUCUUGGAGAUCAACAAUGGCAAUCAAGGGCCGGAAUGUAUAUAUUGAAGAUCUCUCCUUGGAUGGUGCUCUCAUCGUAGACUCCAUCGAUGAAGCAGAGGUAAAAGUGGGAGGCUCGGUCCAGAACAAGAGCUGGAUCAUCGAAAAUGUAGACUACAAAGAUACAUCUUUCCCAGAGGAAAUAAGAAUCAGAGGUUUCAGGUUCAACAAAAUCGAGCAACUCGAAAAGAAGUUCACUCAACCCGGGAAAUUCUCCCUCGUCGAGUGAUGAAUGAUUGAUUCUUUUAUACAAAGAAACCUCUCUGUUCAACGCAUCUUCAAUGCCAAAUAACCCUUAUGUCUCCAGGUCACAUUAUCUUCUUCUUAUUUCCUUUUCCAUAUCUUGAAUUCUCGAUUCUUUCUCACACCGUUGAGCAAGCCUUCGGUGUAAACGGGACUUCAUAUAGAAUAAGAGUAUCCUCCUCUGAUGUAUGUUAGUUAUAUUGGUGAGAAAAGCUUUGCAGAUUUCAUCUAUGGAGUUACUGGACGUGGUACUUUGUUC